AGACUUGAGAGUAAUGAAAGCUUGUCUUGCUUUUCCGAUCCUCGCUGCUUUGAUAUCCUCAUCAGUUCCUUCUGCCUGUAGUUGAAACGAUGCUGCCCAGGUAGUUAGGUGAAGGAGUUUGUUUCUUUCACCUCUAUAUUCUUGCUUGGACAAUUUAGCAGUCGCGCUCGUUCAUGAAUCAACUUCUCAAACAAUACCACUGAUAAAAAAGACAAACAAUGAAUUAUCAUAAUUCAAAAAAUUCUGCUGCAAUUUUAGAAAAGAGUUUAACAAAAUUUCGUGGAGAUGCAAAUAUAGCAUCGUUUGCUUAUCUGUUUGUUGAACUGGUCAAAUAUUCAAUGCGUAAUGUAUCUAGUAUGGAUCUUGUCCAGAAAAGACUUUCCGACUUUGGUAAAGCGGUCGGUGAACGUAUGGUCGAUGUUGUCUAUGCUCGAGAUAAACCACAGAAACGUGAUAUUCGCCUAUACAAUGCGCUGAUAUUUUUAAAAAGUAACUUUUGGAAAAGUAUCUUUGGCAAAGAAGCUGAUGAAUUAGAACGUGAUGGUGUCGACGAGAAUAUUUUUUAUAUGAUUGAACAUGAACCAUUGGUUAAUCGGUUUACACGUUUCACCUAUGAAGAUAAAGAUGAAAAGCGUAAAACAGCUACACCGCUUAAUGUGGCAGCGUUCAGUGCUGGAGUUGUUGAAGCGUUCUUAUCGAAUAUUGGCUUUCCUUGUACAGUUUCAGCAACUUGGUAUAAAGGAACAGCGUAUGUGAUAAAAUUUGAUGAAUCGGUGAAUAUUCGUGAAAGACAACUGGAAGGUCGUUAAAUGCUGCAAAUCGACUUACAGAAUAGGCCUCCUCCUUGAAGAACAUGGGCCUUUUUAAAAUAUGGUGUACAAACCUGCUAUCGCUGAACCGAUUGCUUUGUUGACCCUUUUUUUCUAUGUGAAUUAAAUUAUAAUAUCAGUUUCAUACUACA
Molecule: messenger RNA, 961 nt
Organism: Trichobilharzia szidati
Lineage: Eukaryota; Metazoa; Platyhelminthes; Trematoda; Strigeidida; Schistosomatidae
Source: the annotation of a GenBank genome assembly